CGCGUGGACCGCCUUCCACCAACCAAUCGUCACGCUCCGGCCGGUCGGACUUCCUGGUUUGCCUGGGUUUGUUUUUCUGUGCUGACAAUGGCAGCAGAGGGUGAUUUUCUGGCGAGAUACCGCGCUGUGUCAAACAAGCUCAAAAAGCGUUUUCUGCGGAAGCCAAAUGUAGCGGAGGCAAGUGAGCAGUUUGGUCAGUUAGCCAAGGAGCUGAAGCAGCAGGACUGCCUGCAGUAUGCUGCCUUCUGUAACCUGGCCAUGGCUCGAUGUGAGCAGACUCUUUUUAACGCUCCUGGAGAGGCCCUGGCUUUAACCGAUGCUGCUCGCCUCUUUCUUUCCUCUGAGAAAGAGAACUGGGCCCUACAAGCCCCGGGCUUCGAUGAGCACCUUCAGGCUGCUCUCAACUGCUACAGCUUUGCCAUCAAGGUUUACAUAGAAAUGAACCAGCCUGUGAUGGCAGCCAGUCUGUGUCUGGAACUUGGCAAUGCACUCAAGGAGAUGAACAGACCAGGAGAAGCUAUUGUUCAUUAUCAAAGGGCUGCAGAGUUGCAGACACAAAUGCCAAUUGAAGCACUGCUGUCAAUGGGAGAAAUGGCUACUUGUAAAAUUUUGACUCGUGACUAUGACGGUGCUCUGUCAGUUUUCACAGAGAUGCAGCUGAUGUGCCAGGAGAGGGGACUGCAGCUGCCUGGCACCAGCACCCCUGUCGGUGCAUUUCUAGACAUUGUAGCAAAAUGUGAGAUCUCCAGAGUACUGCUGCUUAUGUUGCUUGAGCCUCCACCCCAAAAGUUGUUACCAGAACAUGCACAGACUCUGGAGAGAUAUGCAUGGGAAUCUUUUGACCCCCAUAGUCAAGUAACCUUUCUUCCUGAAAACGUUUUUCUGCUCUUGCAGUCAGUAGUGAUGGCAUGUCAGGAAAAAGACACGGAGUCUCUCAAGUCUCUUCAGACUGAGUUAUGGCCUUUUCUGACUGCUGAGCAGAAUCACCUUCUCCACCUAGUGGUUCAGGAGCGCAUUACACCAUCUGGCCAAGGCAUUUAAUAGUGCCGGUUUUACUUCCUUCCUCUGGGAACGAUUCUUCAUGUAAUGGAACAUUCUUGUUUCUGACUUGGCCUGUUGUAAGGCCUGAAUAGUGUUUUCAAGACGUCAGUGUUGUAAGUUGCAGUCAGAGAGAAGCAUGCAGUACAAAAAAGUGGACAUUGUUAAGCAAAGCCAGGCAGAUUUAGAAACAGUAGCGUUUUGUAGUACUGUACACAGACCUUCAUUAGCCUGAUGUGGGGAUGUUUGUUAGGCUGUUUCACAUAGACCUAAACCCAAGUGAAUGCUACAAAACCGGUCCAAUGAAUACAUAUUUAUUUUGUAAUGACUGUUUAAGAUUUAUAGCAGGGUAAUAAGUGAAACACAAAUUCUUGUAUAACUUGUUUUAUUUAUAAUUGAUAUGGCUUAAAUCCCAGAAUAACAGAAUGUUCUGUUGCAUAGUUCUUUAAUAUAAUUACAUGAAACAC
Molecule: messenger RNA, 1505 nt
Organism: Betta splendens (Siamese fighting fish)
Lineage: Eukaryota; Metazoa; Chordata; Actinopteri; Anabantiformes; Osphronemidae
Gene: f8a
Product: coagulation factor VIII associated
Exons: 12
Coding region: 88-1041 (317 amino acids)
Biological process (GO): vesicle cytoskeletal trafficking
Cellular component (GO): early endosome
Molecular function (GO): protein binding
Source: RefSeq, a predicted model, not a curated record